AUGACGAGGCCUCAGAUGAUACGAGCAGACACUCUAGACCUCCAAGACCAUGAUACCCCGUCCGCGAAAGAUCACACAAAACAACCCGAAACACCAGCUCCGCUCGGGGGCGGCCGGCCUGCCCCCCACCAGGAAUUGUCCAUUCGCCACGCGGAUGAAGAUACGAAAGCGGAAAUAAGGGGCGGUUCCAGCGCGAACGACCCUCAAACGUAUGGGGAUGGUGACGAAACGGAUGAGGACAUAGGGCCGAAUGGACGCUAUGACCAUGAAGAUAGCGACUUAGCCGAUGGUGAAAGCGACGAUCUUCUCGAUGAUGAUCUGAUGGACAAAAUCUCCAGUUCUCCCUCGAUUGAUGACGAGGACAUCGACUUCGAAUUUGUGUACGCUCUUCAUAACUUCGUCGCCACCGUCGAUGGACAGGCAAAUGCCGCAAAGGGUGAUACCAUGGUACUGUUGGAUGAUAGCAACAGCUACUGGUGGUUGGUUCGUGUGGUCAAAGACGGCAGCAUCGGUUACCUCCCUGCUGAGCACAUCGAAACGCCCACCGAACGACUUGCUCGACUCAACAAACACCGGAAUGUGGAUCUUUCCGCCACUAUGCUUGGUGACAACAACGAGAAAUCCAAGAAUCCUCUGAAGAAGGCCAUGCGCCGCCGGAACGCAAAGACCGUUAACUUUGCCGCCCCGACGUACAUCGAGGCGUCGGACGUUGAGUACUCAACAGACGAUGACUCCGAACACGGUGACUUUUUCAACGAUGACGAGACCGUGGAAUCGGAGGAAGGCGAUGCUCAGGAGCAGACAGAAGACAUCGUCGUGGAACCUCUUCGACCCAAGGGUCAAAGGAGAAGCCUGCAGAGCAGGCAGAGGAUGAGGGUUGGCAAGUCAAGGCAGAACCUACAUCCGAGCCACGCCGUUCGAGCGAGGAAUUUUUCGAUCCGGAAGCUUCAAGAUAUUGACGUAAGAACAGAACCUACAGUCAGUAGAUCCAGAAAUGGCACUGUGCGGAACACGGAUUCUUUCUUCAAAGAUGAUACUGCCGAACCAAAGAAGAUUUCACUUACACCUAGGUUGCUGAGCGACGAAUCCAAUAGCAACGGCAGCAACAAUGUUCUUGCUGAAUGGAAAGAGCCUCGUGGAAGCCUGGAAAGUCUCGAGAGCAAAAAUUCCUCAGGAGAUAAGCCCAAGGACGAAAAGAAACGUAAAGACAAGAAACCGGGUAUGCUCAGCGGAUUGUUCAAACGGAAGGAUAAAAAGGGCAAGUCCAUCGAUGAUUAUGACGAGGCCGAAAGGUCUCCGUUAGAUUCAUCUUCUCGAGCUUCGCCGCAACCGAAGACUUCCUCAGAGUCCUUGUCACCAGAGCAACGGCUUGCAAAGCCGCAGAGACAGACUAGCAACAAGCUGCAGAAGCAGCCACCGGCCACGAUGUCCCCCACGAAGGCUGAAGGCCACUCUGCGAUGGAGGCGACUGAAGAACUGAACCAGCCCAGCCAGUCCAUCCGACGCGUGGCGUCGCAAGAAUCUGGCAAUGCGGAGGAGACCCGAGGAAUGGUCACCUCGCCGGUCAGCCAGCCAAGCCCUUCGAAGGAAUCAUUCGCAACUGCUACCGAAUCCCGAGAGAAGCUGGCAUCUCCGGUCAAUCUGCAGUCCAGUGAAUCUCAAUGGAGAGGGCCGUACGAGUCCAAGUCCAAGGUGCAGCCAUCUGUGGUAUCCCCGCCCCAAAAGCUGAUGCCCAGAGUGGUCACCGACUACGACCGAGCAAUGGGGGUGGAAUCCCCUGUUGAUGUCUCUCCUGUCGGAGAGCAUAUUCCUAUUGCCGCACCGGGACUUACGGCAGAUGCCGGGCCACGGGCGCAUUCUGCAUCACCUUCAUCUCCCCCGUCGUCUCCUGAAGCCUACGUCCACGACCUGAAGGGCAGCGAGACUACCCCAGGCUCAGUGGACACCCUCUCAGUGGACACACCCACUUGGAGUGACGCCAGCUUACGAACCUACCUGGACGAUGAAAACGACAUUCGCGACCUAUUCAUUAUUGUCCAUGACAAAUCCAAUAUUCCCCCGGCCGGUUCUGACCACCCGGUCACCGGUCGUCUUUUCAAAGAAGAGAGCAAGCGCCUCAAAGAGAUGAACAAUCAGCUCGAUGAGAUGCUUGUGAACUGGAUGUCCCAACGCGGGAGACAGCCCAGGACUGCUUGA
Messenger RNA from Penicillium argentinense, 2196 nucleotides. RefSeq names its product SH3 domain-containing protein. Gene Ontology annotation, biological process: establishment or maintenance of actin cytoskeleton polarity. Gene Ontology annotation, molecular function: protein binding. Gene Ontology annotation, cellular component: cell tip; microtubule cytoskeleton. NCBI's taxonomy places the organism in Eukaryota, Fungi, Ascomycota, Eurotiomycetes, Eurotiales, Aspergillaceae. The transcript is spliced from 7 exons. The coding region runs from base 1 to 2196 and encodes 731 amino acids. The record is from RefSeq and is a predicted model, not a curated record.